Messenger RNA from Alternaria postmessia, 933 nucleotides. RefSeq lists its product as uncharacterized. The coding region runs from base 1 to 933 and encodes 310 amino acids. NCBI's taxonomy places the organism in Eukaryota, Fungi, Ascomycota, Dothideomycetes, Pleosporales, Pleosporaceae. Gene Ontology annotation, cellular component: cytoskeleton. The record is from RefSeq and is a predicted model, not a curated record. The transcript is spliced from 4 exons. Gene Ontology annotation, molecular function: actin filament binding.
AUGGCACCCUCCGCUAUCCAGGCCGAACCAGCGCCCGUCGCGCAAACCAAGCAGGUCGUUCCACGAUCCAAAGACGACGCGACCAAGGAAUUGACGCCGCUGCAAGCCAUAUCCCAGGGUGUUUGCCUCCCCGGAAUCCCACUCUUCUCCUCGUAUGACAAGCAUCGCGCAUGGAUACUAUCACACAUGGCUGGCGCUUUCCGCGUCUUCGCACGGAACGGCCUGACCGAAGGCAUGAGCGGUCACAUUAGUGUGAGAGAUCCCGAGAAUCCACACACUUUCUGGACCAACCCGCUCGGAAAGCAUUUUGGUCUCCUCAAGGCAUCGGACAUGGUCCUUGUCGAUUACGACGGCAACGUAGUAGGAGGCAAUCAAAGCAGGCCCGCAAACGCAGCAGGCUUCCUUAUACAUUCGGCGAUACACAAGGCGAGACCCGACGUCAACGCGGCAUGCCACUGUCAUGGAAAGGCAGGCAAAGCGUGGAGUGCCUUUGCAAAGCCAUUGGAAAUGCUGAAUCAGGACGUAUGCUACUUCUACGGCGAUGCACAAGCCGUAUAUGAAGACUUUGGUGGCGUCGUCUUCAGCGAAGAAGAGGGCAAGAAGUUGGCCUCGGCUUUGGGGGCAAAGGGCAAAGGCAUGGUCCUGAGAAAUCAUGGCUUGCUGACCGUGGGAGGUACCGUUGACGAAGCCGCGUUCCUCUACACCCUCAUGGAACGCUCUUGCGAUGUCCAACUCAAGAUUGAGGCAGCAGCAGCCAAUGGUGUCCCCAAGGUAUACGUUGACGAUGAUGCAGCUGCAUACACAUUCAAGAUGGCGAGCGACGCUGAAAGCUUGUACUGGGAGUUUCAGCCGGAUCUGGAAUACGAGUACCAAAUGAGCAAUGGUGCUUUCGCGCAUCCUGACUGCGACGAGGUAGUAUGGCCGGGUUACUGA